Molecule: messenger RNA, 312 nt
Organism: Strongyloides ratti
Lineage: Eukaryota; Metazoa; Nematoda; Chromadorea; Rhabditida; Strongyloididae
Product: Iron sulphur-containing domain, CDGSH-type, subfamily and Iron sulphur-containing domain, CDGSH-type-containing protein
Exons: 2
Coding region: 1-312 (103 amino acids)
Biological process (GO): regulation of autophagy
Cellular component (GO): mitochondrial outer membrane; intracellular membrane-bounded organelle
Molecular function (GO): 2 iron, 2 sulfur cluster binding
Source: RefSeq, a predicted model, not a curated record
AUGUCUAAUGAUUACUCAUUCAGUCAUUCUAAAACUAAUAUAAUUAUUCUUAGUGGUGGAAUGAUUGCUUUAGGUGCAGUUAUUGGUUAUAUUUUUGGUACUUGUACUAACAAAUCUAGUAUUAUUAAUCAUUCAAUUAAAAAAAAAACUGACAAAGUUGUAGAUAUUAUUGAUAUUGAAGAUUUAAAAAUUAAAAAUACAUUAUGUAGAUGUUGGAAAAGUAAAGAUUUUCCUUAUUGUGAUGGUUCACAUAAUAAGCAUAAUUCUGAUAGUAAAGAUAAUUUAGGACCUAUUAUUAUAAAAGAAAAAUAA